Molecule: messenger RNA, 1581 nt
Organism: Trichomonas vaginalis G3
Lineage: Eukaryota; Parabasalia; Trichomonadida; Trichomonadidae
Product: phosphoribulokinase family protein-related protein family
Exons: 1
Coding region: 1-1581 (526 amino acids)
Cellular component (GO): cytoplasm
Molecular function (GO): kinase activity; ATP binding
Source: RefSeq, a predicted model, not a curated record
AUGGCGAAUAUUCAGUAUCAGCCUUCCCUUGACUUGACAGAAUUCCCUCUCGAAAAGAUUCACGAUCCCCGUGAUGAAAAGAUCACACGUACAUUAUUACUUUCUCGUCAUGCCACAUCUGUCUUUUUACUCACAAGCCUUUACGAGAAAUUAUUCAAUAGCUUAUUGAGAAUAGAACAUUCACUUGGUGAUGGUUACUAUUUCAUUGAUUAUCAUAAAGCUAAAAUCAAUGAUGAACAAAUUUCAAAGCUUGAAACUGAAUUGCACGCAAUUCUCCAAUCAAGCACGCCAAUCGAGCUUAAUACAAUGCCUCGUGAUGAGCUUAUUGCUUAUUUCUCAUCAAAAGGACAUCAAGAUAAAUUAGGUGUCCUCAAAGCUUGGCAGGAUGCAAAUAUUCCAGUUAUCAAAUGCGGAGAGUUUUUAGAUUACGUUAUCGAACCUGUCUCUACAGAAAAAUCUGUUUUGGAUGUUUUUGAAAUUCGUCCUUACAAUGACGGCAUCAUUCUCAGACUUCCAACAAUGCUUAAUCCCACAGGCAUCAAGGAAUGGAAGGACCCAACAGUCUUGCAUGAUAUGUUCAAGGAAUACGGCGAAUGGGCAAAACUCUUAAAUGUCGAAAACGUCUCAAAGCUCAACCAAGCAAUCUUUACAGGUGAAAUCAAGGAUAUCAAACUUGUCGCCGAAGGUCUUCACGAAAGAAAACUCGCCAUGCUUGCAGAAAAACUUGUAUCAAACUUUGAUAAGAAGAGAGUUAUCACUAUCGCCGGUCCAUCUUCUUCCAACAAGACUACUUUCGCUAAGCGUCUCGAUAUUCAGCUCCAAGUUGCUGGUUAUUCCUCAACAAUUAUCGAAAUGGACGAUUACUUCCAAGAUGGCGACAAAAUACCUUACGGUCCAGAUGGUCUCCAAGAUCUUGAACACAUCUCUGCUAUGAACGUUGAUCUUCUUGCAGAGCGUGUUCACAAAUUAUUGGCCGGAGAACCAGUUCCUGUUCGCAAGUACAAUUUCAAGCGUAGCCGUGGUGAAGAUGAUCCAAAGAAGCGUAUUUUCCUCGAACCAGGCGCUUUCUUGAUCAUGGAAGGCAUCCAUGGUCUUAAUCCAGAACUUCUUCAGCAUAUCGGUACAUCAUCAGUUACUCCAAUUUAUGUUAGUGCACUUACGCCAGUUAAUAUCGAUUACAAUCAUAGAUAUCCAACAUCAGAUCUCAGAUUAAUCCGUAGAAUCAUCAGAGAUAACCAAUUCAGAGGCUGCAGUGCCAGAAAGACACUUAGAAGAUGGACAUCAGUCAGAGUUGGCGAAGAAAGAAACAUUUUCCCUUAUCAAGGAAAUGCCGAAAUGUUCUUUAACUCAACAUUAGUUUACGAGUUACCAGUCCUUUCUGUUUACGCUCGUGUUCUUCUUUCCGAAGCAACAAUGCCAGCAGAAGAUGAAGAUCCAAACACUGAAGAAUGCAAAGACGUCACCGCUGAAGCAAAGCGCCUUCUCAGCCUUAUCAACAUUUGUUAUCCACUUUCUCCAGAGAUUGUACCUCGUAAUUCUUGCAUUCGUGAAUUCAUCGGCGGCUCUGAGUUGAAGUAUUAA